AACAAUGCUUAUCGUGUCGAGGAUGAUGACGUAUAUUUGUAUGGUGGAAUGGAUUUCAAGAAAGGGCAAUCUUGGCUGAUUCCUCACGACCACUUAGCGCUACUGGGAACUAUUACAACUGGCAAAUUUGCUAAGAUUUGUCAAGCAACAAUCCGAUCCAGGUCAGAACAAGUUGUAGCCAAAAUGCUCAAAGAUGGGUACACGUCUGAUGAUGAAAUCUUUAUGAGGGCCAAGGUAAAUUAUAAUGCAACAGUAGUUGGUAAAGAUCCAAAUGUACUAGAGUUUAUUGGUGCUGUUGUGGAUAAUGAAGUCUUGGGACCAGUUUUGAUAUUAGAAUAUUGUGAACAAGGGCAACUAGAUAAAUGGCUACUAAAACAACGUGGUGAUAUUAACGAUGACACAAUUGAAAUUUUACAAAGAAUUGCCUUUGAUGUAUGUAAAGGAAUGGCUUACCUUGCGUCAAAAAAGAUUGUUCAUCAAAAACUAGCGGCAAGAAAUGUGUUGUUGACAUUUACAAGAGUAGCAAAGGUAGCAGGAUUCGGACCGUCAAAACCAGAAAAGGAAACCAUCAAUCACUAUGAUAACGCUUCAAAUGCCAAGAAAGAACGAAUUCCCAUCAAAUGGACCGCACCGGAGUGUCUGGUAUCCCUGAAAGAUGCCAAUGAAAAGAGUGAUGUUUGGUCUUAUGGAAUUGUGUUGUGGGAAAUAUUUAGCCUAGGAGAGACCCCAUACAAUGAUAUGAAGAGUCGUGACGUAGAAACUAAAGUGAAAUCUGGUUACAGAAUGUCCAAACCUGAAAUAUGUGAAGAUUUUCAUUAUGAUGUGAUGAAGAACUGCUGGGAGGAAAACCCAAAGAAACGACACAGCUUCAAGACAAUCAAGGGUCAUAUUGCCAAGACAUUUAGUACCAACACUCGUGACAGUGUUUAUUAUUACAAAUAAAUAACACAUUUUACAAAUGGUGGCAAAUUUUCCAUUUAUACAAAUAUAUUAUAUUUAUAAUCCGUAGUUGUGCUAUUGUAAAAAUGCUCUUUAUACUUGUCACCCUCAUUUUUAUUGCCAGGGCCUUUCAAAAAUUAACAAUUUAAUCUAACUUUAAUCAUGCAUAUUUUAUUAUAACAAACAUGUCAUCAUCGCUGUAAUUGCUACUUCUACGGGGUAAGGAUACAUUUUGCUAGUAGUAGGAAAAGCCUAGGUGAUAUUAUAUAGAAGUGAAUGGUCUCUUGAAAACAAUGAGUAUUUCAAUAUAUAUUUGUCUAAAAUGAUAAACCCAUUCCAACCGUGUCUGUUUAUUAUUGAUAUUGUAGUGUGGCACUAAUUAAUUAAAAGGGCUUCUGAAAUGGAUGGAAAUAUAUUAUUUAGUUUGUAUCCACCACGAGAUUAUCUAACACAAUUUAUGUCUAGUUUUAAUCUAACAGGGAGCCAAUGUGGCUCAGUCAGUAAGACGUUGGCUUGCCAACCCGGAGGUCCUGUGUUUGAUCCUUCCGUUGGCCGAUAAAGUUCAUUAUGUUUUUUCAGGCGUUGCCCCGCCUGGUCAGUGGUGCAGGACAGAGGACCUGGCAAGGGACAGCGUAUAGUCGUUCGGGUGGGACGAAAAAUCGAGGUAUCGUGUACACUUUGGCGUGCCCGUAAAAUAUCCCUUGGCAGUUGGAAUUCGAUAUAAGAAUAGGUCGUAGCGCCGGUAUAUCCGGGCAAAAUUUCCCUCAUAGCACACUAUAUGGCUUAUGUCCGACUUCAUUAGCAGUAGGACGUUAAACCCAAUUUCAUUUCAUUUAAUCUAACAAAUUACGGUUUAAAUAACAUUUGUCAACGCUUGCGUUUAAUUUAAUUUGUAUUAUUCUGUGCUAAAUUUGAGACAAAUCACCCAAGUCAUCAAUUUACGAGUUAUUAAAAUGUGUUAGUGGUAUUAAACGGGUAAGGCGAUUGCCUUAACCAACAUGGGCGAUUGCUUGGGUGAUUAACCAACAUGGACGAUUGCUUGGAUGAUUUUGAAAAUAAAGUUCAAAUUUAAAUACCUUUAUUUUCUUGGUGAUAAUGCCUCGUUAAGGGUAUAUAUUGAUAAUUUCCAAUAAAUAUUAAAUAAAAUAACUGAAUUAAAAUCAGUCGAAUUUUAUAAAGUUUAUGAUGUACAUAUUUGCAUAUUAACCAUAGCAUUUUACAUUUGUUUAUGUUGUUUUAUUUUCGUCAGAGGUUCUGUAUCAGGUUCACGUCUAUUGUGCGUAUAUCCAGAAUAAUUCUGAAGCUGAGUGUCUUUUCUCUUUGUUAGGUAUGUACAGAAAUAUGAGGGUAGUUACUUAUGUAUGUAUUUGGAUCACUGCUUUAUAUAUUUGCAUUAUUGUUAAUAGAACCCUAUAACGAAUAAAUAAAUAACUAACAGCUUA
Patella vulgata (common limpet) is the source of this 2381-nucleotide messenger RNA. RefSeq names its product megakaryocyte-associated tyrosine-protein kinase. The coding region runs from base 49 to 942 and encodes 297 amino acids. The record is from RefSeq and is a predicted model, not a curated record. Gene Ontology annotation, molecular function: ATP binding; transmembrane receptor protein tyrosine kinase activity. Gene Ontology annotation, cellular component: signaling receptor complex. Gene Ontology annotation, biological process: positive regulation of kinase activity; protein phosphorylation; cell surface receptor protein tyrosine kinase signaling pathway. Lineage: Eukaryota; Metazoa; Mollusca; Gastropoda; Patellidae. The transcript is spliced from 7 exons.